This is a messenger RNA of Andrographis paniculata, 2060 nucleotides long. RefSeq names its product protein disulfide isomerase-like 1-4. Gene Ontology annotation, molecular function: protein disulfide isomerase activity. Gene Ontology annotation, cellular component: endoplasmic reticulum. Gene Ontology annotation, biological process: response to endoplasmic reticulum stress; protein folding. The record is from RefSeq and is a predicted model, not a curated record. Lineage: Eukaryota; Viridiplantae; Streptophyta; Magnoliopsida; Lamiales; Acanthaceae. The transcript has 12 exons. Bases 95 to 1804 code for a protein of 569 amino acids.
UCACACGAAUUUCGCACUCCCUCCACUCUCGCAUGUCACGUUUUUUUUUUUUCCGCUCGAAUCUCUGAAGAGAAGUAGUGUUGAUUUUCCGGCGAUGAAGAUGAAGUCGUUGGUGAUUCUCUUGGUUUUCCUCUGCUUUAUUUUCUCAAAUGUCUUUGUAUGUUCGUCGAAAUCUGAGGAGGAUGAGGAUCUCAGCUUCCUAGAACAGGAGGAGCACACCGGCGCAGCAUCGUUGGGAGGCGACGAGCCUCACGACUACGAGAACUAUGACGAUCUGAUGGAUGACGACUUCUCAGCGUACGGGGACGACGACGGUGGAUACAGUCCGCAGGAGGUGGAUGAGAGCCAUGUGGUGGUGCUGCAGGGAUCCAACUUCAGUGAGUUCAUAGAGAAGAAUAAGUUCGUGAUGGUGGAGUUCUACGCGCCGUGGUGUGGACAUUGCCAGGCUUUGGCGCCGGAGUAUGCGGCGGCGGCGGAGGAGCUGAAAUACGAGGAGGUGGCAUUGGCGAAGAUUGAUGCUACCGAAGAGGCGGAAUUGAGUCAGAAGUUCGAUGUGCAGGGCUUUCCUACUGUGUACUUCUUUGCGGAUGGAGUACACAAAACCUACAACGGUCAACGCUCUAAAGAUGCUAUUGUCACUUGGUUGAAGAAAAAGAUAGGUCCAGGUCUACACAAUAUAACUACGGUUGAGGAGGCAGAGAGGAUCUUGACAGAUGAAGAUAAAUUAGUUGUGGGCUACCUAGAAAGUUUGGUGGGUUUAGAGAGUGAGGAGCUUGCUGCUGCUUCAAAGUUAGAAGAUGAUGUUAACUUUUACCAGACUUCAAGUCCAGAUGUAGCGAAACUUUUCCAUAUUGAUCCACAUGCCAAGCGCCCAUCCUUGGUCAUUGUUAAGAAAGAAGCUGAGAAACUUAGCAAAUUUGGUGGUGAGUUUACUAAAUCUGCAAUAGCUGAGUUUGUGUUUGAGAACAAGCUUCCACUUGUCACCAAUUUUACACGUGAAAGUGCUCCAUUUGUGUUUGAGAAUCCAAUUAAGAAACAGUUAAUUCUUUUUGCAACGUCAAAUGAUUCGGAGAGAGUUUAUCCAGUAUUCCAAGAGGCAGCAAAGGCUUUCAAGGGAAAACUUCUAUGUGUGUUAGUGGAUCUGGACAAUGAAGAUGUUGGAAAACAAGUUGCUGAGUAUUUUGGAGUCAGUGGUGAAGAAUCAAGUGUUAUUGCAUAUACCGGAAAUGAUGAUGCCAGGAAGUUCAUAUUGAGUGGUGAAAUAACCAUAGAAAGUAUCAAGUCAUUUGGAGAGAAGUUUUUGGACGACAAUCUGAAGCCUUUCUACAAAUCAGACCCUAUUCCCAAGAACAAUGAUGGUGAUGUCAAGAUAGUGGUUGGCGACAACUUUGAUGAAAUUGUGUUGGAUGAGUCGAAAGAUGUUCUUCUUGAGAUAUACGCACCUUGGUGUGGACACUGCCAAGCUUUGGAACCCAUCUACAACAAACUUGGCAAGUACUUGAGAGGCAUUGAUUCCCUCGUCAUUGCCAAGAUGGACGGGACAACAAAUGAGCACCCCCGAGCCAAGUCUGAUGGUUUCCCGACAAUUCUGUUCUUCCCAGCUGGCAAUAAGAGUUUCGAUCCGAUAACUUUUGAGUCGGACCGAACUGUGGUCGAAUUCUACAAGUUCCUAAAGAAGCACGCAUCCAUUCCAUUCAAACUGCAGAAGCCAUCAGCCUCGUCGGAGAAGGAGAAGCCAACGCCUUCCUCCGAUUCUACAGAUAGCGAUAAUUUCAAUACCUCCGAUGACAAGGAUGAGCUAUGAGUCUGUUUGAGCUUAAGGACUGAUCUCCAUACCAAAUAUAGAACAGGUACGAGUAAUUAUAUCAUUUAAUUUUUAUAGAGAAAUCAAUGAAGCCAUUUGGAAUUGUAUGCAUGCUUAAAUGUGGUCUUUUAGUUGCUUAGACAUUUUGAAUUUUACUUCAAUUUUACUUGCCCACUCUCACUUCUUCAAUUUGACAUUAGUUUCUCUAUAAAUAUUCACUUAAAAAAGAUAUAUAGAGGAAAUUAUGCCUGUCUUA